AGUGUUUAACUAUCAUUCGCGUCAUAACUUGGGAGUAGUUAUGGGAGAGCAUACUUGUACAACUGGCCUAAUAAGUGUCAUACAGAUAAGCUUAUCUUACAAUACUGUAUAUGUCAUAGUAGUGUAGAUAAAUUUAUUUGGAAGAAACAAAGAAGGGGAAAAACAGGCAGCAAACAGACUUCUCCAAACAAGGCUUCCUAAAGUCAUUAUUGGUGAAAGAAUGUACGCACAGCAUCAGAUGGGAACAGUUUUGCACGCAUUUUCCAUAAGCACUAAUUGUUCAUAAUUGGUAGCUAGCUAUUCAAAAUACAUUGAAAAUGUGUUUUUUGCAACACUAUCCAACCCAUCCUGUUUUAAUUUAACAUCUGUUCAGAGUAUAAGUGCUGGCUGAACAAUAGGUCUUUAAACUGUAGUCCUUUGAAACAUGAUACUGCCAAAAGCAUUACUUAAUUCCCAUAACAACAAUUCACACGAUUGGAACACAAGUAAUAAAACUAGUUUUUACAAGGAACGACAAUGAUUUUCUCCCAAGGCAUAGGCGUCACCAAUUGCAUAAGAACCUGAGGGUCUUUAAAAAGUAGCGCUGCAAGUUUGCUACCAGAGGAUCUCUUUCAGGUUUACUGGCAGCAGCAGCUAGAAUCCAUCCUGCAACGACUUCUUUCCAGGAUGAAAAAGAAGCUCAUACUUGAUGUGGACACAGGGGUGGAUGAUGCUAUGGCCAUCAUGAUGGCCUUGGCAGAUACCAAUGUUGAGGUACUGGGGAUCACUUGCUGCCACGGCAACACCCCCCUUGAGAAAGUCCUGAAGAACACCCUUCGUGUUCUAAAGGUGUGCAACAGGCUGGAUAUCCCAGUGUACGCGGGAUGCUCGCAGCCGCUGCUAUCCAACAAACAGCAUGCCAGUGAUUAUCAUGGGAAGGACGGCCUUGGAGACGUGCCGGAUCCAGAUGCGCCAGGGUUGGAACUGGUGCAAAAGAAAAAAGGUGUUAAGGCCUUAAUCAAAAUGGUCAAGCAGAACCAGGGAGAGGUGAUUCUAGUGGCCACGGCACCUCUGACUAACCUAGCAGCAGCAGUGCAACUUGAUCCUUCCCUUCCCAAGAAGCUUAAGGCUCUAUACAUCAUGGGAGGCAACAUUGACUCCAGGGGUAACACCACAACAUGCGGGGAGUUUAACUUUGUUGCCGACACAGAGGCUGCCUACAUUGUGUUGGAACGCUACACUUGCCCCACCACCAUUGCCUCCUGGGAGUUCACCUGCAGUAACAGCCUUCCAUGGUCUUUUUGUGAACAGUGGCUUUCCAUCAAAUCAGACAAAGCUACGUUCAUGAAAAAAAUUUCAUGCCUGUCCAGGACGAAAUCUCAGUCAGCGGACUACCAGAAGGAGAUCACGGCAGGAAAAGGGUUCAAUUCUUGCGACACCUACGCCCUGGCCGCGGCAAUCAAUGACUCUCUGAUCACUGAGAGUGAGAAUGUCCCUGUCACUGUGGAGCUCAUGGGGGCCAAUACCAGAGGCAUGAUGGUAUUGGACUACAUGAACCUGCUAGAGAAGAAACACAAGGUGACCAUCAUGAAAAAAGUUGACUUGGAGAAGUUCAAGCAGAUGCUUAUCAAUUCACUCCAGUAGGAUGGCUUGCAAUGGAAGAGAUGAGAAUUUGUACUUUUGUCCAGUAAACCAAAUAA
Molecule: messenger RNA, 1679 nt
Organism: Corythoichthys intestinalis (scribbled pipefish)
Lineage: Eukaryota; Metazoa; Chordata; Actinopteri; Syngnathiformes; Syngnathidae
Product: inosine-uridine preferring nucleoside hydrolase-like
Exons: 8
Coding region: 667-1623 (318 amino acids)
Molecular function (GO): hydrolase activity, hydrolyzing N-glycosyl compounds
Source: RefSeq, a predicted model, not a curated record